Brugia malayi is the source of this 705-nucleotide messenger RNA. RefSeq lists its product as uncharacterized. The transcript is spliced from 6 exons. Bases 1 to 705 code for a protein of 234 amino acids. The record is from RefSeq and is a predicted model, not a curated record. Lineage: Eukaryota; Metazoa; Nematoda; Chromadorea; Rhabditida; Onchocercidae.
AUGGGCAAUGUAUUAGAACGAAAUCAUAUCAAAGCAUCUGCUUUAAAUCAUUCAUUACCAUUUGGUUUGUAUAAGAAGAUAAUAAGAAGAAAAUAUAAGAAAAACAAAUCAUUUUCUAAGUCUGAUGAAGGAAAAGUGAUAGAUUUGGAGAAUAACAACGAUAUAGAUGAAACAAAUUCAUGGACAACGACAAUUGGUACCCGAUCAGUUUUUAGUGUGAGCUUUCCAACUGGUGAAAGAGGACGAGACGGUGACAGCGAAAAUACCAUAACUCAGGAUGAUUGCAUUCUUUCUAGAAGUAAUUGCAGUGGAAGAUCAUCAGCAACAAGUUACAGCGUCUCAAAUACAUCUGCCGAUUUUUCAUCAUUCGAAAAUUUAAGCGAAAUAUCGGAACAUACAAUGAUGCGUCCACGACUUGAUGAUAUGGAAUGGUUGAGUGAAGUCCGGCAGUACCAUGAUCGUGAACCUGUCUUCCGUAAAAAACCCCUCAAGGCAGCAUUAAAAAUACGAUCACGCAGGAUAGUACCACAAUUGAAAUGGUACCGCCGCUAUCAUCACUGGGCAAUAAGGCAAUCACCAAAACCUUACAAAGGAAGAGAUGUAUUGAAUCCAUACAUUGAUAAAGCACUGGAAGAGAAAAAUGUUGACUUAAAUGUAUCUGAUUUACAGCGUGGCAUAUUUUAUUUGAAAUGUACCAAUUGCUAA